CAAUCGCCCGGGCGCCGCCAUCUUGGGCCGGUUCUCCACACGCCACACGGGUGAAUGGGUAGAUAUGAGAUUACCACGGGGGAGCAGCGGCAGCAGGGCACCGAGGGCUGUUCCGCGCUGCCAGCGACACUCGGCGGGCUCUAGGCACGGCCGCCGCCGCCCGGAGAGAAUCCCCCGGCUCGGCCUUUUCGCCUCGCCAGCCCCUAAGCUGCACUGCUGGAGGGACAAAGUUGGGCUGAGCCGCGCUGCCUCCGCCGCCCGGGAGACCGGAGAGUUGAGCCGGGGUCAGAGUUAGGGGAGAGGGUGACGAGGGGAUCGCUCCCCGCUCCGCCGUGUGGGAGGCGCGGGGAGAAGGCUCUGCCUCCCCGCCCCUGCCGUCUCCUGCUGCUCGCUCCUAGGAGGAAAAGAAAAAAGAGGAAAAAAAAAAAAGAAAAAGGCAAGAACUGGAUUGAGCUCGGAGGAGUGGAUUUGGUGGAAUCUCCGUGUGAGCAGCGGCGGGGCGAGGAGGAGAUGUGUCCGUGAGGAGGGAGAGGAGCGAGGAUCCAUCCAGGACCCGUGAGGAGCCGGAGGAGCCUGGAUCCAUCCAGCCCCAGCCCGCCGUGAGGCACAGCCGCCGCCUCCCUUCCAAAGAAACCUGGUUCUCCUGGAAGCACGGCGAGGAUUUGCCACAAAGAAUAUAUACCACCCUCCUCCCCAGCGCCUGGAUACUGCAUUUUAAUUUUUAAAUUUUUUUUCUUUUUUUUUUUUUUUUGGUACCCCCCCCCCCCCCUCCCCAGCCACUCUUGUGUGUUAAAUACCAAAUAUAGCCUCUCGCGGGGGGAGGGGAUGGAAAUCUCCUAGAAGAAUUGGAAAUCUUGCUGGGAUUCGGGAGUGCUGGUGCUGGAGAAGGGCGGCGAAGACUGGGGGGAUGCACUGCUCUCGCUGCCUGCCCAAGGACUAGAGAUUUGCCACUUCUCGGGGAGCCCGAAGGUUUGUUUGUCGCCAGACUGUUGUUUCCCCCCUUCCCCUCUCCUGGGCUACGCUGAACCCCUCAGCAUUUAUUAAAGAAAACCCACGUGUAGCUGGUGGCUGGUUUUUUAAAGGUAGUUUUUCAUCGACAAACUGACAAAAAAAAAAAACCCAACAAAACUUCCUCUCUUCGCCUCGAGGUUUGGAACUGGAAUGGAGCUGCUCUUCUCCCGAACACUACACGGGGUGUGAAGGGGGCAGGCAGGACGAAAACAUCGCCUCGGACUGAUCCCCAUCCGACCCCCGACACUCGCACCCACCAGGGAUGAUCCUUCACGGCGCCUGAUGUGGAAAACACUUGGAGACUCAGAGACUUCGUCGUGCUCAGCAGCUUGAUCGUUGACUUAUUUUGUUUUGGUUUUUGAUUAUUUUUUUUUUUAAGUGGAUUCGUAGCAUUACUUUUAUGAGUUGAAUUUUGCCACCGUUUGUACAGAAGCCAAAUGACACGUGUGUUUUGAAACACGGUUCCAAAUAUAUUUAUCCCUCCCUCAACCCGGAUUCUCUCUAGAAAGAGCCGGGGAGGUCGUCAGUGUCUAAACAAACCUGAUUUUUAGUGUUUUAUGAACACUACCUGCUGCAGAAAUGUUGCUAUAAAUCGCUUUAUAACGGUUCAGCAAGAAGGGAGAUUUUUCCAGCUUGCGGGACCCAGAAAACUGGAUACUUAAAGUCACUUAAAUGUUUUAACAGCAUUGGAAAAUGGGAGCUGCUACUAAGUUGGCGUUCGCUGUUUUUCUUAUCUCUUGCUCAUCAGGUGCCAUCCUGGGCAGGUCAGAAACACAGGAGUGCAUUUACUACAACGCUAACUGGGAGAAGGACAAGACCAACCGCAGCGGGAUCGAGCCCUGCUAUGGUGACAAAGAUAAAAGGAGACACUGCUUUGCCACAUGGAAAAAUAUUUCUGGAUCAAUUGAAAUCGUGAAGCAAGGCUGCUGGCUGGAUGACAUCAAUUGUUAUGACAGGAAUGACUGCAUAGAGAAGAAGGACAGCCCUGAGGUGUUUUUCUGUUGCUGUGAGGGCAACAUGUGCAACGAGCGCUUCUUCUACUUCCCGGAGAUGGAGGUGACGCAGCCAACUUCCAAUCCUGUCACCCCGAAGCCACCUCUGUUCAACACCUUGCUCUACUCCUUGGUGCCUAUCAUGGGGAUUGCAGUGAUCGUGCUCUUCUCCUUCUGGAUGUACAGACACCACAAGCUGGCCUAUCCUCCCGUGCUUGUUCCCACCCAGCACGCCUUUCAUAUAAUGAUUGAGGAUCCUGGGCCUCCUCCACCAUCUCCCCUGAUGGGUCUGAAGCCGCUGCAGCUCCUGGAGAUCAAGGCCAGGGGCAGGUUUGGGUGUGUGUGGAAAGCUCAGCUGCUCAAUGAAUACGUUGCAGUCAAAAUAUUCCCCAUCCAGGACAAGCAGUCGUGGCAGAACGAGUACGAGAUCUACAGCCUGCCCGGGAUGAAGCACGACAACAUCCUGCAGUUCAUCGGCGCCGAGAAGCGCGGCUCCAGCAUCGACGUGGACCUGUGGCUCAUCACGGCCUUCCACGAGAAGGGGUCCCUGACAGAUUUCCUGAAGGCCAACGUGGUGUCGUGGAACGAGCUGUGCCACAUUGCCCAGACCAUGGCACGGGGCCUGGCCUACCUGCACGAGGACAUCCCGGGGCUCAAGGAUGGCCACAAGCCAGCCAUCUCCCACAGGGACAUCAAAAGCAAGAACGUGCUGCUGAAAAACAACCUCACAGCUUGUAUUGCUGAUUUCGGUCUAGCUUUAAAGUUUGAGGCUGGAAAGUCUGCAGGAGACACCCAUGGACAGGUGGGCACCCGCAGGUACAUGGCCCCCGAGGUGCUCGAAGGUGCUAUCAACUUCCAGAGGGACGCGUUCCUGAGGAUAGACAUGUACGCCAUGGGGCUGGUGCUCUGGGAGCUGGCCUCGCGCUGCACGGCCGCCGACGGCCCUGUGGAUGAGUACAUGCUGCCUUUCGAGGAGGAGAUUGGCCAGCACCCCUCCCUGGAGGACAUGCAGGAGGUUGUGGUGCACAAAAAGAAGAGGCCUGUCCUAAGGGAGUGUUGGCAGAAACAUUCUGGAAUGGCGAUGCUGUGCGAGACCAUCGAGGAGUGCUGGGAUCACGACGCCGAGGCGCGGCUGUCGGCGGGCUGCGUGGAGGAGAGGAUCAUCCAGAUGCAAAAACUCACUAACAUUAUAACAACAGAGGACAUCGUGACUGUGGUCACAAUGGUGACAAACGUUGACUUUCCUCCCAAAGAAUCCAGUCUAUGAUAGUUGCACUGGUCAUGGAAGUGACCACAGGACUCUUCACUGGAGCUGCUACAGCGCACGGACUGCUGGCGUCACUGCUGUUCCGAGUGGCAAGAACGGAUGGUAAGUCUCUCUGGAGCAUCACCAAGAGGUGUUUUCCUUUGUUUUCCCCCUCCUCCUCCUCCCCAACGUGGAUCCAUGAGACUUUCUGCAUUCCCUGCUUACACCUGAAGGACGUGACUGAGAACCCCUCACGUGCUGAUAAGGAACUUACGAUGAAGAAUCCGGACCUGAACGGGCUAAGGAGCAUUUUAAACACUGACAUCCGAUUUCUUAAUCCCUGUCAGAAGAGACUAAUUCCUUUAAAUGAACUACUGUUAUUUUUUUUAAAUCAAAAACAUUUCAUUUCAGAUUUAAAAACAACAAAAAAAAAAAGGGUAACUUGUUUUUAUUGCAUUCGUUGUUGUUUAUAAAAUGACUAUUGUAAUGCGACUACGACACAGCUUGUGAAUGUUCCGUGUGCUGCUGUUCCGUGUACAGAAACAAGAGUAAUCAAUGGGAUAGAGCAAAGAGGCUUCCAAGUAUUACUUAACCUCCCUCAACCAGGUAUACCUCAGUUCCACCUCGCUAAAUUAUGAUUGACAACACUAAUUGGAAUAAUAAACCGCUCCGUGUUUUGUAAAUGA
Molecule: messenger RNA, 3935 nt
Organism: Melozone crissalis (California towhee)
Lineage: Eukaryota; Metazoa; Chordata; Aves; Passeriformes; Passerellidae
Gene: ACVR2A
Product: activin A receptor type 2A
Exons: 12
Coding region: 1705-3270 (521 amino acids)
Biological process (GO): activin receptor signaling pathway; cellular response to growth factor stimulus; protein phosphorylation
Cellular component (GO): activin receptor complex; plasma membrane
Molecular function (GO): activin receptor activity; activin binding; ATP binding
Source: RefSeq, a predicted model, not a curated record